AUGAAUCUAUUAAACAGUUUGAGCGGAACCGGUGAUGACUAUUACGGUCUGACAUCCAAUUAUUCGUAUAUUAUUGUCACAAACAGUGAUAUAUCGGCACAAAUGAAAACAUCUCCACAUCUGAACCGAAGCCAAAAGCUUAGAAAAAACGUCUUUCUUGUGUCGCCUCUAAUGGAGAAGUCGAGUGAAUACCAGAACUACUUCGAGACAAUGGCCAACACUGCGGACACUAAAGGCGAUCAACCGUUGAUACACGAGUACAAGAGAGCCAACCAAACACAUGUGCCCGACAUGAGUGUCUCUCUGAUGGCGAAAGCCGUUUGGGCGCUAAGUCUUGCGUAUCAGAAUUUGUUUCAAAAACAAUGUGCCGGAAAUAAAGUGAAUUGCAAUCUAUCGACGAACGCAAACCUCACGGAUCUGAUGAUCAAUAGCCUCAAGAACUUGAAUGCAGUGAUCAGUGAAAGCGGUCUCAAAGAUCUGAAUGGCGUUAGACUUCGGUUCGAUAGUGAGGGCAAACUCAUGACAUGGAAGUAUCACAUUAUGAUCAUUGCCUCCAAUUGGCAGACAAUUAGUCUCGGGUUCUAUUCACUCGACAACGGACUCAAUAUUGACACCAAAUUCAUGCAAACAAUUCUCGCAAAUCGUAUCAAUCGAUUCAGAACUCGACCCAAAUCUAUGAUAAAAGCCAUUCAUAAGAAUCAAUUGAGUUCUUUGCCGUCAAACAAUAUGCACACCAUUUAUAAGCAGCCACUCUAUGGCAACGUUGGCAACAGCUCUAUGUCAGCGUCCAGUUUAAUGCGCUCAACAGUCAAACACCAAUUGACCGACUCUUCGGCCCCAAUCGAGAGACGAAUGGUUUCGCAUGACUUUCCGUCGCUAAACACAUCGUCCGCUCGACCAUCAAAUCUGGAGUCAAAUUAUGUGACGAGAAAGCGAUACAAUAGUCUAACCAUUUGGUUGGGAACCGUCUGGUCGUUGACAAUACUCAGCUCAUCAAUACUGGGAAUACUGAUCACACUCUAUGUCCAGACGUUUCUGUUGAUGAAGUCAUGCGAAGGCGCUCUCAGGAAAGCCAAUCAGGCGCUAGUGAUCUGUCAUUUGGUUGCGGUUGCCGUCACUUUCUUGGGCUCAUCGCUGUAA
This is a messenger RNA of Medioppia subpectinata, 1140 nucleotides long. The record is from the annotation of a GenBank genome assembly. NCBI's taxonomy places the organism in Eukaryota, Metazoa, Arthropoda, Arachnida, Sarcoptiformes, Oppiidae.